Clupea harengus (Atlantic herring) is the source of this 1348-nucleotide messenger RNA. It is a transcript of the gene bola1, whose product is annotated as bolA family member 1. The record is from RefSeq and is a predicted model, not a curated record. Gene Ontology annotation, cellular component: mitochondrion. Lineage: Eukaryota; Metazoa; Chordata; Actinopteri; Clupeiformes; Clupeidae.
GAUGGCGCUAGCCAGUAUCGAGGUAUCGAAGUAUUGAAACUGUGUACCCUCUUCGAUACACUAUCCUCUUCGACGAACGUCUGCAGCACCUUGGUUCGUUUGAAGAAAAGGCCUUGUUGCGGUUGUCCUCUUCCAUCUUGCCUCUGUCAACUUUCCUUGGAUGCUGUCCAACGCCGUCCGCAGUGCCCGUCCCCUCCUCCGCCCCGCCACCAUCUCCUGCUCGCUAGCGCACUCCCGCCCGCAAAUGGACCCCACCCGGCCCGUGGAGACGUCCAUCCGGACCAAGCUGACGGACGCCCUGCAGCCGACUCACAUGGAGGUCCUGAACGAGAGCCACAUGCACGCCGUGCCGCCGGGCUCCGAGUCGCACUUCCGCGUGCUGGUGGUGAGCGAGCGCUUCGAGGGCCAGUCCCUGCUGCAGCGCCACCGCCUGGUCAACGAGGCGCUGCGCGACGAGCUGAGCAGCCGUGUGCACGCCCUGGCCAUACAGGCCAAGACGCCCCAGCAGUGGGGCAGCAACCCCAGCCUGGCCAAGAGCCCGCCCUGCCUGGGCGGCUCCAAGCACGACGAGACCGUGGCCGACAAGCUGAAGGCAGGGAGAGACUGAGAUAGUAUCAAGAGCUAAGAGCCACCCUGAGUUGUUAUGUACAUUUGUAAUCGAUAACUGCUGCAACUGAUUAACCCACAUAAUCUACAACCCCAUUACCCACAGUUCAGUAGUGUAAAGUCAUAAGACUCACCGUCAUGUCUGAGGAAGAUGUAGGUGUCGGUUAUGCUGACUGCAUAUCUUCUUUUCUGCAUGAGCGCAGUAUUACAUUGUGGUUGACGUGUGGGGCCUUUGCAGUGAUUGUUGCAGUAAAAAGGGGUUUGAGUUGCCAUGUAAGGACAGACUGUAAAGUUGUAGAGGAAAUCGAGAUCCUCAGGACUUCCAUAGAUGUGUUCCUGCUCUUAGAAAUCUCUAGUUCUAUGUUUCCCUGGUUUGUGGUUGUAGUUCCAAGUCAUAUGACUAGAGACCAGGUAAAACCAUGAAAUUCCGGAAACACGCAGAAGUUGUUUUGCAAGAGUGAUGAAUUCAUUCAAAACAAAGGCUGACUAAUGAAAGUAUGAAUUAUAAACAUUGUUGCAGAACAUUUUGUGCAUAUUCAUUUUGUGUGUGAAAUUUGUUUAAAGUGCUUCGAUAAAAUGAAAAGGUGAGAAAAUUGUGUAUGUAUGUCUGACCACUAGGGGGCAACAAAUGUCAACCCAUUACCAAGUUGGAUCAAGCAGAGAGUACCCCUGGCCACCAAGACACAAUCAUGAUAAUUGACAAUAAAUUUAAGAAAUAAACGUGAUGUAAGUGGUGAGGCAA